Chara braunii is the source of this 4554-nucleotide messenger RNA. Lineage: Eukaryota; Viridiplantae; Streptophyta; Charophyceae; Charales; Characeae. The record is from the annotation of a GenBank genome assembly.
AGGAGCACUUCUUGAAGAACGAGAAGUCCGAUGUGAGGCAGCCACUCAUGCUGUGUGGAAUGCGAUCUGGUGGUUGAAGGACAUGACAAAAUGUCCAAAGGAGGUCUCGUCGGUCAUAGAAACGCUGCAGAGUCACUUGCCAGGUCAUCCGAGCUUGCAGUGGCCACCUCUUCGAUUCCCCGAGGACGCAGUGCCGCCACUGGUUCCUCCCACCGCCCCUUCUGAAGCCGUCGCAUCGCCCAAUUAUGGGGCUCCGGCCAUUCGAGUCACGGUACCGCGUCCUGCAACAACAGUUGCAACACGACCGGCAGCCCCGCCGUCUUCGCCGCUGACUGGGACACGAGGUGCUCGUGAUGUGGGAGUUGGUCGUUCCACGCCAGCAAACGAGCCCCCGCCUCUGAGGGAUGGUGUGGGCUCUGCGGCAUUUGACGAGGAGAGCACACGUGCAUUUAUUGAGAGUCGCAGUCGCCAGAGCGCGACACCUGUGAGCCCUGGCGGGUUGUUGGAUACUGGGGUCCUCGGCGGGAGAGCUACGACGGGACGAUGUCGGGGCACUUACAGGCAGCAAGCCAUCACGUCAUAUUAUUUGGACCCUUUGGAGCGCGCAUGGCAUCUGCAAAUCAUGCGGUUCAUCGUCGAGAGCGGGAUGUCGUUCAACAGCAUGAAGCUUGAAAGCUUCAAACGCAUGUUCACGAUGAUAAUCCCGCCGGGGGUUCUAGGGGCGCCCGCUCCUAGACUUCCCUCGUACCACAUGCUGCGCACGACCCUUUUGGACGAGCUGGAUGGUGAGGUCCAGAAGUGUGUUCGGCCGGUGCUUGACACGUCGAGAGAGACCGGUUGCACAAUCAUGACCGAUGGUUGGACCAACAUCCGUGGUCAGAUGUUGUGCAACUACCUUGUUGGUACAGAGAUCGGGGUGGUGUAUGUGUCCACCGACGUCAUGCGUGACAAAAAGGAUGCCAGUGCCCUCGCGAACGCAUGGUUGAAAAGGGUGAAGUCCAUGGACGUUCAAUUGAGCGACAUCAUGGCGUUCGUGACGGACUCCGCCGCGGUGAAUGUCGUGGCGAUGGAGGUAUUCCAAAAAGAUGAGAGCAUGAAACAUAUCUUUUGGAUUCCUUGCGUCGCCCACAUCAUGGAUCUCAUUCUCGAGGACAUCGGCGGGAUUGAUUGGGUGGCUUCCCGCAUUUCUCAAGCGAGGCUGGUUACAAGGUUCUUCAAAGGCCAUGGACAUGCGAGAGAGGUUCUUGAGGCGCACUCGGCGAAGACUCUUCUGCUACCGGCGGAGACGCGUUUCGGCACGAACGUCAUCAUGAUGGAGAGGCUGGUGGCACUGCGGGCCGCGUUGACAGAUGUUGUGGCCGACGAUCGCUGGCGCAAGACUGUUUGGUCGACCAGCAAGAUCCGCAAGGAUGCAGCGGAGGUCACUGCAUGUAUCGGCUCCCCUCCAUGGUGGGAGGAUUUGAGAGCUCUGUGCAAGAUGCUAGAGCCCAUCAUGGGCAUGCUGAAGUUGGUGGACAGUGACACAUGCCAGAUCAGCAAGAUUCUGCAACGUUACGAGGAAAUGAUUGCAUAUUGUUUAUCCGCAUGUCGUGACAUUGAUCGGGAGCAGCAGGACGCUAUUGUGGAGGUGUUCCACAGGCGGCGCACCAUGUUCAAGACCCCUGCCCAUACGGCAGCCAUGCUGCUAGAUCUAGAGUUCCGGGAUGCGACGCUUUGUGACGAUGCGGAGGUGCAGCAGGCCUUGGUCGAGGCCCUUGUCCAGUUCGGCUACCCGGAGGAUUCGCCGCAGCACCGGGAGGCCGUGGAGGACGAGGCAGCCGUGGACCAGCAGCUCGUCAGAGGCACCKGUSUUCUGGCGAAGGUGACCGAGGAGGAGUUGAGCCUCGCCAGAGAGAGGAUGCGCGCCAUUUCCCGCAUGGGAGCCGAGCGUCGGGUGGCGGAGUCGGACAGGAGGCGACGCAGGGCUGGUGGUCGGGGACGUGGCGGCCGUGGACGAGCAGGUGUUGAAGGACGUACACGUGGCGAUGCGGGUUCCACUCCUCGGACUCGGCGACAGCGGACGGAUGGUGACAUUCGCAGGGUCCGCAUGCCUUGGGACGAGGGUGACUUCUUGUUCGACAGCACAUCCAGCGACGACGACGAUUUCUUGGCCGGGUGCCGUGGCGAUAGGGUUGACGAGCGUGUGGACGACGAUUUUAUGCCCCGCGGUCGCUACGUUUUGAAGCGGUUGAGACACGGGGGUAAGCGGGAUGACAGUAUUGCGUCUCGUGUACGCAGACGUCGUGUCCACAUUGCAAUCGACACGGGGGCACGUGACAUGCGGCAGGACCCGGUUGCCGUGUCAGAGGACGAGAUGGGAGAUCCUUCCAACGAGACGCAGCGCGACCCGGUUCAUGCAGAGGAGCUAGCCUCGAACACUGAUAUGAUAGUGACGGAGGAGGAUACAGGAUUCAGGAUCACUCAUCCCCGGUCGCCAGCACCGGUUGUUGGCACAGAGGAGGAGACGGAGUUCGGAGGACCCGGUCCACUCCGCCAGGCGGAGACUCGGUGCACUCCAGCAGGCGCCCCAGUCCACUCCACAGGAGCGGGUUUGGAGAACGGCGAGGCACGACGGGGUCAUGGUUCGCAGCUGUUAUCGGACGGCGUGUUAUCAGUCCAUCCACCAGAGGAGGGCCCGCAGCAAGAGCCACAUCGAGGGCUAGCGGAGACUUUAGAGGCGAGGCCUCCCGGAGUUAUCCGCUCGGACGGAGGCGAGGGCGUGAGCGAGGAUACAGCGCAGCCAGGGAGCGCAGAUGGUGGACGGUCCUUCAGGGGGGGCAUCGAGUGUAGAGGGUCAUCGACCGCACACCCCAGCAUUGUCAGGCCCAGCACACAUGACGUUGGAGACGGGCACACAGAUGAGCCUCGAUCGCAUUUGACGGGGAUCCGUGACGUUAUGUGUCCACCACCCUCACGCCCCUCUGCCGCUGAUCCUGCCGCCCACGGGCAGGCCGCGCCGAGCGCAUUGCCUAGGAGGUCUUUCUACGACGGUGCGGGCAUGGAACGGAGGGCGGGCGAUAUCGGACAGACAUCAGCAUAUGGACCGGCAGAUGUGCCCGCGGGGGCGCGAUCGAUCGGCAACGUCGAUGGCACUUGUCAUGAUUCCAUGAGAGCUUACGAGGAGCGGCAUGGGAGGCCUAUACGGGCCAAGACGAGCGAUGUCAACGACACCAAGACGGCAACUGCGAGGCUGUCACGGGCGAGGAAGAAGGGAACAGGUGUGUCGAUUCUAUAUCACCGGCGCCGCCUGCAUCCUUUUUUCCGCAACAGGGACGAGACCAGACAGAUGCCAGCUGCCGCAGAUGGACAGGGGGGGGCGGAGGGAGGUGACAGAGUAAACGAAGCAGGUCGAGAUGAGAAGAGACGAGGCGGCACGAUCAUCCUCACGACGACAGCUCCACAGCCGCUGAGGGCGGUGAGACCACAGGCGCUGACGAUCUUGAUGACUCCGAUUACGUCCCGAGGAUCCGUACGRCGGACGGAGAUGACGGCGGAGGUCCUGGACGUGCCGAUUCUGGACGCGGCCAAGUGGGCACAGUGGUGGCAUGCUGACGUGGCACUCAGGUUCUGCCUCCUCGAAGUUGUCUUCCAUUGGGCAGAGCCUGCUGACAGAAGCGAGGAGGACGAGAUCCCGGACGACGAGGUGGAGUUAUUGGUCAUCCAGGCUUGGAGGACGAACACGGAAGGAGAGCUUAUGGGGAUCCUGUUCGGGGAAGUACGCGACAGUCACCUGGAUUCGAUCACAGACGAAGUGCUGGUGUUAUUGACCCAACUGCUGGACGACCUACCUUUGGAGAUCCUCUCGCGCUGCGACAAAAGGCCCGGGACUGCCACACUCGCCCGUACCUUGAUCCCCCAUCUCCUGUGGUCUACGUGCACGAAGCUCGACGAAGAUGAUUGCUAUUAUCCCUUCAAAGGCGAUUACCUGGUCAUCGACGUCACUGAUCUCUCCGUCUGGGAUCCUCUCAUCCGGCGAGUGAACAUAGGAGAAACCAGCGAGGAAGCCGAAGAAGAGGAAAAAGAAGCAGCCGAGGAAGAGAUCGAUGAGGACGAUCAUCUUCAGUACACGGAAGGAGAGGAAAUGCCAGAAGAAGAAGAAUCGGAGGCUGAGUCGGACGAUCCCGAUUAUCACGAAUCCGAGGAUGAUGAGUCAGAAGAGGCCAGCUCGGAACGGAAAGAGACUGAGGAAGAAGAGGGCGGAUUGGGUGAGUCGAGUGGUCCCGACGAACUGAGCAGGGAAGAAAGAGUAGUCGUGGCACAGAGAAGACGGGCCGCGGCAGAAGGCAAACCGCCGAUCGAGGAAUCAGGAGGGCCACUGCAGCAACUGCUACAGGGCGAUCCAGCGCUCAAUCCGGAACUGCCACAAGAAAAGGCCGAGAGAAAUGGAGGCGCCACGGCAGAGGGAUCGGGAAGCCGUCACCACCGAAGACGUGAAUCCCCGGUCCAAUCCUCUCCCUGGCCCAGCCUUCGCCUACACUAGUGAAUCUCCCUCAGCGGUGGCCAAGCGCGGCCAAG